Messenger RNA from Aspergillus neoniger CBS 115656, 729 nucleotides. RefSeq lists its product as uncharacterized. The record is from RefSeq and is a predicted model, not a curated record. Bases 1 to 729 code for a protein of 242 amino acids. The transcript has 4 exons. NCBI's taxonomy places the organism in Eukaryota, Fungi, Ascomycota, Eurotiomycetes, Eurotiales, Aspergillaceae.
AUGGGGACUUCUACUACGAGUCUAUCAGACGAUAGACUGCUCAGCAUAAGCCGCACCGAACCAUCAUCCACUCCGAUUUCUGAGAAUGAGCAGCAGGCUAUUUGGAAAACCUGCUCGGUCUUCCAGAGGAAGAUGUUCUUGGGGACUAUCUAUUUCAGUGAAAUUGAUAUGACAUCAAAAGAUUUAUUAGUGAUCGUUCGCGCAAAACUGUUUCUAUCACCGGGAAAAGACGCCGUGACCAUGGAAAAAGUCCUGGGAUUGCCAUCUGGGGAACGCACUCAUUUGCACCCGCGUCGGAAUUAUUGCAGACGCCGCGGAGAAAGAUAUCCACGGCAUAGCGACAAUGGCGCGUAUGUUGAUUGGCAUGCCGCACUCUCAGAGAGGGAGAUUUCAUCGAUUCAGAACCCGGCCUUCUCUCGCUUCUGUCACGCCAGAGGUACUCCAGCUACUUGGCUUACAAGCUGGCCACGGUCUGAGCGAGAAGAAGCAGCAACAGGGUUCAUCGAUUCCGAUGUGGAGCCCAACGUCCUUAGUCUGGAAACAAGCACUGACGACGUGCCGGUGAACACGGACAGUCUCUCAGCGAACCCGGUCACGCUCGUGGAGGCGCACGACCAUUUCACAGAGCCCAGAAGGAGUGUUUCAAGUCAUCCUUUUCCACGCCAGGCCGCCCACACUGCCGAACUGGCACACAAGCAGGCGAUUAUUUUUACGCCUGCGUCUACCUAA